This is a messenger RNA of Penicillium bovifimosum, 1014 nucleotides long. Its product is annotated as metallophosphatase domain-containing protein. The record is from RefSeq and is a predicted model, not a curated record. Gene Ontology annotation, molecular function: hydrolase activity. The coding region runs from base 1 to 1014 and encodes 337 amino acids. The transcript has a single exon. NCBI's taxonomy places the organism in Eukaryota, Fungi, Ascomycota, Eurotiomycetes, Eurotiales, Aspergillaceae.
AUGACACAGAAUAAUGCCGCUAGCACAAACGUCAGGACACGCUUCUUGAUAUGCUCUGACACCCAUAGAAUCGAUAGUUUACCCGGCCUCAUUCCGUCCAAGCAACAUGCAGACGUUGCUAUUCACUGCAGAGAUCUCACCACCCAAUCUCAACUCCACGAAUACAAAGCGUCAAUCCGUUUGCUCCAGGCCAUUAACGCGCCUUUAAAGCUUGUCAUAGCCGGUAACCACGAUUUCACAAUGGACAUACCAGAGUUCCACAAAAAAGUCGCAGAGGCCUCGUUGGAGCGUGAGCUCGUUGAGCAAGCGUAUGGAUGUGACGGAGAUGCUAGGAGAUUGUUUGAAGGCACAGGGAUUACUUUUCUCGACGAAGGCGUACACUCUUUCCAUCUACAGAAUGGCGCUUUGCUGACUGUUUAUGCCAGCCCAUACACGCCUUCACUUGGAGAUUGGGGUUUUCAGUACCACCCCGAUAAAGGCCAUGACUUUAUCAUCGACGAUGGCAGUGGUACUAACGUGGAUGUUGUGAUGACACACGGGCCACCCAAGGGAAUAUUGGACUACACUCACUCCGGUGAACGGGCAGGCUCCGCGGACCUCUUUCGCGCCCUCGCGCGCGCCCGACCACGGAUGCAUUGCUUCGGUCACAUUCAUGAAGGUUGGGGCGCUAGACUUAUUACGUGGCGUGACAGGCCUACCGCCGUGCCCUCUCACCUAACGGAUAUUGACAACGGACAGUCCUGUACUAUAGCGAAGCUCUCCGACAUCAAACACGGAGCUAGACAAAGCUUGAGCGGGGACGCCGCGCGUAUGAAGUGCUUUGCUACUAGCCACUGUUCUGGGGAUGAGCAUCCACUGAACUGGGGUUCUCAAACGCUGUUCGUAAACGCUGCCAUCGAGGGGACGCCCCAAAGCAUGGUUAACCAGAAAGAGAAUCUGUCGAUGCAGCUACCAUGGGCUGUUGACCUUGAACUCCGAUCUUCUCGAGGAGCAGGAGAAACAAGCGAAAAGUAA